CAACUGCCGUUCCAUCUGCCGUUCCUUCUCCACUUCUCUGCAACUUAUUUAAAUUCUACUUUAUUUUUGUUUCCAGAAAAGAGCAUCUCAUUGAAACUUUGUUAUCGCCUUUGACUUGCGGACUUGAAAAUGGAGUCCGCUACUCCUUCAUAUAGUUCGUAGGAAUACCAAAUGAAAACACUCUCCCCUCUUACUUCUCUUUUGUUUCUAACGAUCCCCGCAACAACGGAAGCAAAAUGAGUGCUGGGAUUUUUGUGGUGACAUCUACAGGACAAGGCCAUCUCUUCCCCUGCAUUGAACUCUGUAACCAUCUCGCUUCCCGCAAUUACCAAGCUACCCUCGUCCUCCCCUCUCAGCUCUCCUCUUCUCUUCCUCCCUCUUUCCUCCAAAACCCUCUCCUCCGCCCCGCCCCAAUCACAGCCCCUGCCCGUCUCAUGGUCCCGGAAUCCGACCCCCUCCGCCAACAAUCGGCCGCGGAGCUUGAGGCUUAUCUCUCUUCCACAUCGGAUUCGGUUCGGAUCCUCUGCGCGGUUGUUGAUUUUCAGAUGAGCUGGACCAAGGGUAUUUUCUGGAAAUUCAACAUUCCAGUCAUCGGAUUCUUCACCUUCGGCGCCUGCGCCGCCGCCAUGGAGUGGGGCGCCUGGAAGGUCGACGCCGGAAACAUCAGACCCGGCGAGUCCCGUACGAUCCCCGGCUUGCCGGAGGAGAUGUGUGUUGAGUACUCCGACCUCAAACGCCGACCUGGAGGGCCUCCACGCGGCAUCGGCGGUCCACCCGGCCCGCGACCAGGCGGCAGAGGCCCACCGAAGCCCGGCGACAUGCCGCCGUGGGUUCCGGCGAUAGAGGGAUCGAUCGGGCUGAUGUUCAACACGUGUGACGAUCUUGAGCGUCCAUUUUUGGAGUACAUGGGCAAUCAAAUGGGAAUGCCAGUAUGGGGCGUAGGCCCACUCUUGCCGGAACAGUACUGGAAAUCCCUAAAUUCCCUCAUCCGCGACGGCCAAAUCAGAGCUUCAAAACAUGAGAGCAACUUCACAGAAGAUCAUGUGAUCCAGUGGUUAGAAUCAAGACAAGAACGAUCGGUACUAUACGUAUCAUUUGGCAGUGAAGUGACUCCAACCACAGAAGAGUUCCAUGAAUUAGCAAGGGCAUUAGAAGACUCCAACCCACCAUUCAUAUGGGCCAUAAAGAACAGCUCCGAACUCGCCUUUCUAGAUGAGCUGGAAAAGAGAGUGGGCAAAAGAGGACUGAUAAUAAGGGGAUGGGCGCCACAGUUACUGAUUCUAAGCCAUAAAUCAACUGGUGGGUUUAUAUCUCACUGUGGCUGGAACUCCACAGCAGAAGCAGUAGGGCUGGGGGUUCCGAUAUUGGCGUGGCCGAUAAGGGGAGAUCAACACUACAAUGCGAAGUUGGUGGUGAAGCAGCUGAAGGUGGGGGCAAUGGCAGUGGCGUCGGAGAGGGCUGGGAAGGAGGAUAUAGUGAAGGGAAUAGAGAGGGUGAUGGGAGAUGAAGAGUUGAGAAAGCGUGCGGGGAUGUUGCGAAGGAGAUUUGAGAGUGGAUUUCCUGGGAGCUGUGAGGCUGCCUUUGAAGCUGUUGGGAAAUUUAUUAGCCAAAGAGCAACUUAAUCAUUAAGUUACUAGUAAUAAAUAAUUGUUGCAUAAAGCUACUGUAUUUGGAAGUGGUCCAUGUAUGAUGAUUGCUGUGUGGGAAUACUUCAUCCUUGUUUGUAAAAUAAUGCUUUAACUUAAUACACUUUGGUAUGAUUCAAGUUGCAACUAA
Messenger RNA from Vitis vinifera (wine grape), 1776 nucleotides. Its product is annotated as UDP-glycosyltransferase 73C4. NCBI's taxonomy places the organism in Eukaryota, Viridiplantae, Streptophyta, Magnoliopsida, Vitales, Vitaceae. The transcript has a single exon. The coding region runs from base 237 to 1622 and encodes 461 amino acids. Gene Ontology annotation, molecular function: UDP-glycosyltransferase activity. The record is from RefSeq and is a predicted model, not a curated record.